CAGUUGACGAAGACGCUCAAGCACCUGCUGACCACGCACCGGCAACUGGAGAACGACGCAGCGGAGAUCCAGGCCGGAAUGGACGAACUCUACCGCAUGCAAGAAGAGCGAUCCCAGCACAUCGUCGGACGGCUCAAGAACGCGAGCUCAACAAUCCUCACCUUUGGAGACACGAGCCAAGACACGCACGCUGAGCGUCAUGAGCCCGAUGACGAUGACAAUGAAGACGAGGCGAUGAACUAG
Messenger RNA from Phytophthora sojae, 243 nucleotides. RefSeq lists its product as hypothetical. The annotation marks the transcript as partial. The transcript is spliced from 3 exons. NCBI's taxonomy places the organism in Eukaryota, Oomycota, Peronosporomycetes, Peronosporales, Peronosporaceae. The record is from RefSeq and is a predicted model, not a curated record.